Paramisgurnus dabryanus is the source of this 1194-nucleotide messenger RNA. The record is from RefSeq and is a predicted model, not a curated record. NCBI's taxonomy places the organism in Eukaryota, Metazoa, Chordata, Actinopteri, Cypriniformes, Cobitidae.
GCUCUCUAAAAAUGGUUCCUCUACGAUUACAAGCUUUUAAUACUAUUAAAGCACUUUUUUAUUUUUGUUGAGAAAAAUCACCUGAUUAUAUAUUUACCAUUAAAGUUUGGUUUAAAAACUAAAUGUUUAAAAUGUCUCACAGAAAAUGUUGAAUAAAUCAGAAACGACGCAAAUAGAUUUUGGAGAUUUUGUAUUUGAAACGAUGUUGUAUUUGUUGUCUUUUGCAGCUUCUUCACAUUAUUAUAGUCAUACCUGAUCUCCUUUCACCGUGCAUCUGAGGAUUGAGACUAAAUCAGGAUGUUGACCACUGCUGUUCUUAUUCUUAUUGUCACCAGUAAAGUUGUCCUAGGACAGGAUGACAGACGGCCUGUUAAAGAACAGAUAUAUCCAUUGGAUAUGGCAGAGAAUUCAGUUGAUGACCAGUAUAAUGGCUGUGCAGCCGACAUGAACAACUUGGUGGAGAAGGAAGACUAUCUAAACAAAGAAAUUAAAGCUAACAUAGGCUUUAAAAAUGCUUGGAGGGAAGGUCAAAAAAGAACCAAGGAUAAACAACUAGAAACCUUAACUAGAAACCAUUUAAUUGCCAUUUAUGUGUAUUCUGGUGUUAAAGGAGGCCUAUAUAAAGACUUCAAUCAGGAUGUUAGGACUGGUAAACAGAAAUACCAAAACAAGACAUUCUCAUGGUAUACACUUUACUUUUGGUUGACACGAGCGAUACAGACUCUUAAGGAAACGCAAAAUGGACGCAUAUUAACUUAUCGUCGUACCAAUGUUACAUUUAAUGGUGUCAAUAACACAGAGAUUCGUUUUGGCUCAUUUGCGUCCUCCUCUCUUGAUCGUGAUGUAGGAUUGGACUUUGGAAAUGAAUCUUGUUUUGAAAUCCAGACUUGUCACGGUGCUGAUGUGUCAAACUACUCCUGGUACCGUGAUCAGAAAGAGGUGUUGAUUCCCCCAUACGAGAAAUUUAAAGUCACUGAUAUCAGGAAAGGUCAGAAGGAUGACUGGUGUAAGACUGUGUUGAAUAGCACUGGUAUAGAAAGUAACCUAAACUGUAAAUUGUUCUAGAAAAUUAAAUAGCAAAUGUUAUUAUCUCUGAAUGAUCAGCAUUUACAUAUUAUCAUUUUUCUUUGAUAUAUUAAGCAAGCUUUCAGGAUUGCAGCUUAAAUGAUUUUUUUUAUCACAAGCAGAAUUAUA